ACGGCGUCGGCCGAGGCGAAAGCGCGUCGCGUAGCGUCGCGGCGCUCAGGCCCCAGUGCGAGAGGCUGCGCCGCGGUACCACUGGAGGCGGCUAAGGUGGACGCGGCUCGCCCGCAGCCAGACACCAUCCCACGUUGCCCGAAAAAGCGCCAGUGAGGCACCGGCAUCUGCUGUCUGCCCUCAUCAAAGGGGGGAGUGAACCUUCCACAUGAUGCCUCUCGGUCGCAGACGACGUGAGACACUAGCGGCGUCUAAUGAAGCCGACGAGCGCGAUGAAAACAACUCACAGACAAUGCAGUAGACGCUGAUAAGUGGCCUCGCAAAUUUAUGGUGCGGGCCUUAACGCUCAGUCGCUGUCAGCUGCGGUAGAGCCCGGAGCAGCGAUACCAGUUGCAGCCGAGCCACGCCGGCGGGGCAUCCAGCACACGGCGCCCCGUCACACCGCCUGUCGGUCCGAAACAGGGUCUGUGCUACUGGCAGUGUGGAGUUCGCCUGCCUCAUAACAUCAGAAGACGGUAGUGUUCGUGUGCACUGAGAUACCAAGUUACCGCCGUUGAGAUAUGUGAGUGACAAGACGCUUGACUAUCUGUGGUUCUCAUAUGAGUACAAGGCAAACACGCUGUAUUACGAGGGGUAAAGUGAUUUUACACUUAAGUAUUAGCACUAGGACGUGACAACAUCUGAGUAUCACCUACAGAGUACAUAAACCUUCAUAUUAUUAUGUGCUCAGUUUUCUUUGCUCGCCAAUAGUAGCCGCGGGUAUGUUCUUAUGCCCUUCUCGAUAUAAUGCAUCGAUUGUAAUGCCGCUAUCGAUAAAAAAUUCAAGGAACAAUUCAUAAUGAAGGUGUUCUUCAUCUCUUUCAACCGGGUGUCCGAAGAUAUCGAAAACAAGCAGCAGAGAGUUUGUUUCCUUUUGGAUUACCUCGGAUCGAAAACUGAAGCUUGUGUUUUCUGGUAGGAACAGUGUUGAGUUAGACAGAUGCGCUAGUGUUAAACGUAGUAAGAGUUAUAGUAUAUCUGAGAGCGCAGCGCGAUGGGUAUCACGGUUUCGAUAUCGACGCCUCCUCCGGACAUGAACGAGACUCUGGCGGAGGCGCUGCUGAACGAGACUCUGUCGGUGCGCGAGUACCUGGAACUGACGCGCGGGCCCAAACACCUGUCGCCGUGGGUGGUGGUGCCCAUCACCGUCGUCUACUCCGUCAUCUUCGUGACGGGCGUGCUCGGCAACGUGGCCGUGUGCGCGGUCAUCGUACGCUCGCCCAGCAUGCGCACCACAACAAACUACUACCUGUUCAGCCUCGCCAUCUCCGACCUCAUACUGCUCCUGCUAGGUCUGCCCAACGAGGUGAGCGUGUACUGGCAGCAGUAUCCGUGGGUCCUGGGGACAGGCGUCUGCAAGCUGCGAGCGCUCGUCUCAGAGAUGUCGUCGUACGUGUCGGUGCUGACGAUCGUGGCGUUCAGCCUGGAGCGCUACCUGGCCAUCUGCUACCCCAUCUACUCGUACACGAUGAAGGGCCUGCACAGCGCGCUCGGCAUCAUCGCCGUGCUCUGGAUGAUCGCCUUCGUGUCCGCCGUCCCCUUCGCCUACUACACCACCGUCGACUACGUCGAGUACCCUCCAGGUUCUGGGGCGCCGCUGGAGGAGUCGGCGUUCUGCGCGAUGCUGAUGCACAACCUGCCGGCCGGCUACCCGCUGUGCGAACUCAGCAGCGUCUUCUUCUUCGUGCUGCCCAUGACGGUGAUGCUGGUGCUCUACACGCGCAUGGCGCGCGUCAUCUGGCGACCGCGAGCCGUGCCCCGCGGCUCCGUGCGCAAGGACCACAACCGCAAGCCCAUCGUGCGCAUGCUCGCGGCGGUGGUGCUGGCGUUCUUCAUCAGCUGGGCGCCCUUCCACAUGCAGCGGCUGAUGUACAUCUACGGGCGAGAUGCACCCAACUUCGAGGAGAUCAACGAGGUGAUGUACUACGUGACGGGCUGCUUCUACUACUUCUCGGCCACCAUCAACCCUAUCCUGUACAACGUCAUGUCCGCCAAGUACCGCAACGCCUUUCUGCAGACUCUGUGCGGGCGCCAGAAAUCCCGUCCAGGUGGGCGAGGCGAACAGUCCAGCUUCCGCGAGAACACGGUGGUCGGGUACGACGGUUCAGUGAGCCGCGCGAGCACCACGCGCUACUCGGUGUGUCGCGGGACGGCAGCCGCCAGCGACAGGGGCAGCUUGAAGGCGCUGGCAGGUGUCGGUAUAGGCGGCGGGGGCGGCGGAGGCGGCGGGGGCGGCGGUUCCUUGCUGCCGGCGGCGGCCAAUGGCAACGGCGCCGGUGCGGGACGCCAUCUCAGCUGGCGUCGCGACGCCGGGGUCACCGCCAAUGGGCCCGACUGCUCCGUCGACAGGCGCGCCCUGGUCACCGAUGCAGAGACCUGCAUCUGAGGGGGUCGCACGUCGCCGUCGCCGUCGACUACUACAGCUGGUCACUACAGGGCCGAAGUGGCUUUCAUCUCCACGUCGCUCCGAUAAGAACUGAGCUGCCUCGCCGUGUUUGUUUCCUUGGUUGUUCUGUACUAUGCCGAAUCUCCAGAACUGACUCAUAAAAUGGAUGACUUACUUAGAUGAACUUUGUAAAACGCCAACUUUGAAUGUCCUAGACGAAAUUUCGGUGUUAUUCUAAUGUUGGAGGCAUUCCUACGUAAUGUGUCCAUGCAGUAUAGUCUCUGCGCAAAGCUGAAGACAGUCAAGUACCCAGAAAUGAAUGUUAGGGGGCAGACAAGAACAUUCUGUAUAGUCAUUCAAGUAGAGGUGGUACUCUUGACACGAUUGAUUCGCAGUCAUAAGUGCUUUUCAGUAUACUGUUGCGUAGCGCUCUAAAAAUGAAGUGAAACAGAAGAGAAAUCCCAGUUCUGACACACAGCCCAGUGGUCGAGGAUCAGCAGUAGGGCUGCCACGUUUACCGUCCUCAUUACGUGGACAAAUGCCUUUAACAGUGCAGAAACGGAAGUACAACUUCAAACAGCCAAUAUCACCUCUGUACGGUAUUGUGAUCACUGGUUUCAGCAAACUACGUUGCCAUCAUCAGCUCUUCUGAUGUAAAUUUUACUGACUAUUGAACAAAUGCAUGUUAUAUGGUAUCAUACUGUAAAACGAUAUUUCAUGAACACGAGAACAAUAGUAUGUCCUCAAGUCACGUAUAAAAUAACUAUUACAUAAGACAACGUACAUAUUGCAACCUUUAACAGUGUGACAUAGUCCCAAGCAAUGAAUCGAGCCUUAGUAUUAAACAUACUACACUUGCACUACACACUGGCUUCAUGAUACUGACGACACCACAUCUCCACUUCGAGCUGAUUAUAGCCAGUGAAUCUUCCCUUCUCUGCCAUGAUUGGAACUGGCUUGCUCGAACAGAGUGCCUCUGUACUAAAUAGCGUCAGCUACCUUAGAUACAGAGGAGAACGUAGUCUCUACGUAAGGAAACCAAUAUAUGCACAUAGCUACUUCAUAAGGGAAAGGACAACUGGAAACACGUGUCAAUUCUUUGUGGUUUAUGCGAUGACUGUACAAAAUCCGACCCAACAGUGACGGUGCUUCUUCAUACAGGUUGAAUAUUUUGACAAAAGCAACUAGCGGCUUGAAUCUCCCCAACGCAUUUUCCAUGUGCCGUAUCUAUUUGAAGACAUUUUGGAACUAAGAACAAUACAUCCUUUCUACAACCGUAGUGUCCUUCAUAUUUUAUGUUAAAAACAUUCGUCACUCAUCUCCAGUAUCGUAGAAAUCCAGUUUUAACCCAUUAGGGCAUGUAUAAUUUUUGG
Schistocerca cancellata (South American locust) is the source of this 3798-nucleotide messenger RNA. Its product is annotated as neuropeptides capa receptor-like. The transcript is spliced from 7 exons. Gene Ontology annotation, cellular component: plasma membrane. Lineage: Eukaryota; Metazoa; Arthropoda; Insecta; Orthoptera; Acrididae. The record is from RefSeq and is a predicted model, not a curated record. Bases 1034 to 2425 code for a protein of 463 amino acids. Gene Ontology annotation, biological process: neuropeptide signaling pathway. Gene Ontology annotation, molecular function: neuromedin U receptor activity.